UCGCCCGUCUCUUGUUUUCCGCCGGUCUGGAAGCAGCAGCAGCAGCAGCAGCAGGAGGAGGAGGAGGAGGAGGAUCGUUUGCAACGUCAGCGAGCCCCGCGGAGACCCCCCCCCAAAAAAAUAGGGUGCGCGGACGGAGGGAUGUGCGAACCUAGCAAACACGACUUGGUGACGGUCUUCAGGCGGCUCCGCGCCGUCGCCACGAACAAGUUAUGUUUUGACUGUGGAGCAAAAAAUCCAAGCUGGGCAAGCAUAACAUAUGGAGUUUUCCUCUGUAUUGACUGCUCUGGGACUCAUCGCUCACUUGGAGUUCACUUGAGUUUCAUUCGAUCUACAGAAUUAGACUCAAACUGGUCAUGGUUUCAGUUGAGGUGCAUGCAAGUUGGAGGAAAUGCAAAUGCUUCUGCAUUCUUUCAUCAGCAUGGCUGCAUCACAAAUGAUACCAAUGCCAAGUAUAGCAGUCGUACUGCACAGCUCUACCGAGACAAGAUUAGAUCUCUUGCAGCUCAGGCAACACGGAAAUAUGGCACAGAUUUAUGGAUAGAUGGCUCCGGAGCCCCUCCUUUAUCACCUCAGGAGAAAGAAGAAGACUUCUUUGCCUCUCAUGUCUCUACUCAGGUUAUUGACCAGGAAUCAUUACCACAAGAAACAAUUAAUCCACAGCAGAAUUCUUCAGAAAACAAUUCAGAAAGCAAAGAUGAAGAUCCAGAAUAUGGACCAAGUGUUGAUUACCUUAGUGUAUCGCCUGAAGCUUCUUUAGCCUACUUGGAGAAGGUAAAUACUUCAGGCACGGCACCUAACAAAGAAAUCAGUUCUGUGAUGAAGAAGAAACCAAAUCAAGUAAAAAAGGGAGUUGGAGCUAAGAAAUGUGGUUUGGGGGCCCAGAAACUGAGCAGCAAGAGUUUUAACGAGAUAGAAAAACAAGCACAGGCAGUAGAUAAACUGAAGGAAGCUGGCAAAGCAAAAGAGAAGGAAGAACCGCUGGUAUCAUCUUUACGACUGGCCUACAAAGAUCUUGAAAUUCAGAUGAAGGAUGAAAAAUUAAAUGUGCCUGGUAAAAAGAAAACAGAGAUAGAAAGACUUGGCAUGGGAUUCAGUAAUAGUAGAAGUGGUAUUUCCCAUUCGGUAAGUUCAGAUAUGCAGAUCAUACAGCAAGAAACACCGACAAGUGCAAAAUCGAGAAAAAAGUAUAGUGAUGAAGAUGAUUUUUAUUUUUCUUGCACCAAUUCAAGAUAUUUUGAUUCGCCUGACUUGAGAAGUAGCGCUUUUUCUAAAUGGGAUGACAAUUUUGAUUCCUUCUGGAAGAAAGAAAGCAGCAGCAGCAGAGACAUUGAUAUGAUUUUGUCUUCCAAGCCUACAAGCUAUUCAGAGAGGUCAUCAUCUCGUAGGAAACCAGAGCAUGAAAACUCUGCAAGCACAGAUGAAGCACAAAAGAAAUUUGGCAAUGCAAAAGCUAUUUCAUCAGAUAUGUAUUUUGGAAAGCAAGACCAUGCUGAAUAUGAAGCUAGAGUUCGGUUAGAAAGACUUUCCGGAAAUGCUGCCAUAAGUUCAGCUGAUUUGUUUGAAGAUCAAAAGAAACAGCCAUCAGGCAAUUACAAUAUUUCAAAUGUCUUGCCUGCUGCUCCUGAUAUGACUCAGUUUAAACAAGGAGUGAAAUCUGUUGCUGGAAAGCUUUCUGUCCUGGCAAACGGAGUCAUGACUUCUAUUCAGGACCGCUACGGUUCUUAACCAUUAUGGUUCAGGUGACUGGAUAUCUAGAAGAUUUUUUUUAAAAAAUCAUUUCUAUGUCUACCAAUAAUUAUAUUGCAGACUAACAUGAAGGUCCCUUUAGUCUGCAAAAUAUGUAAUCCUAAUUUCUGGCACUUGUAUAUUUUUAAUGGGAGCCUUUUUUCUUUUUUUUUUUUGGCUCUUCAUAAUACUCAUUUAUUAUUUCUGUUAUUUUUGUUUCCGCUGCCUUAUUGUCCUACAAGUUAAUUGGCUACAUUGAAUCUGCUUCUAAAACAGAGCAAGAAGCAAUAUGGGAUCCUAUUCACUUUCCCAGAAUAGUACUAGGCUCAGAAUUAAUUCAAUUUUAUAAAUCUGAGGGAUAAGUGGUUAUUUUAAGUUAUGAUUGACCCGGUCAUAAAUAACUUUUCAGAGUCUCUCUGAAAAGGAGAGUGGCAGUUAAUUUCUUGAAAAGCGCUUAUUUUAGGAGGAGGGGGGACGUUAAUCCUAUCAAGACAUUUCACUCUGUGGGGGUCCAAGUAAUUGUUGAAAGUUACAAAUAUAUAAGAAUAAGAAGGUUUAAGAAACACAGAAGCUUAUAAGAUGUGCAAAUUCUUAUGUAUGUGAGAGAUAAUGGUGGGAUCUGAUCAGCACAAAAAUAAGGUGUAUAAUUUUGUGUCAGAUUGCAUUCAGUAAAUAAUAAAUAGAUGUGCACAUAACAGAUAACAAAGUUAGUAGGUGCAAUAGAAAAUGGAAUAGUUUUUGUUGCAUUAGUUUUCCUUUUAAGUUGGUUUCCUGAGGAUGAGACACAUGUCUCCUUUAUUUAAAAUAGCAUAAGCUUGACAUAUUUAUUUGUCACAUUUAAUUUCAUUCCGUAAGUGCUUAACUGCAAUCAAUAUGGUGUCUGAAAUAAAGAAUAAAUUGUAGAUAUAUAUAAAGUAAUAAGGAGACAUGCUCUCUGAAUCUAACCACAUAGACCAGGGGUGUCAAACUUGCGUCAUCAUGUUGUCAUCACAUGAUGUCUCGUGACUUUUCACCCCUUCGCUAAAACAGGUGGGCGUGACCAGCACAUGAUGCAUCCAGCCCUCAGGCCGCGAGUUUGACAUCCCUGACAUAGACUGAUAGAAUGUUUAAAUAAUGAAGAGUUCUUGCAUCUGUGCAUAAAAAACUUUGCCGGCUGUGGCUGUGUUUUAGACAACCGGGAACCUCAGUUAUUUGAAACAAUAAAUUUAAAAUGUUUAAUAUGGAGUCAGAAAUUUUAUUUUUUCCUUGAACAGCAGGCAUUUCAAUAUAAAAAUCAGAAUAAAUUUUGAUUUUACAA
Messenger RNA from Pantherophis guttatus, 3025 nucleotides. It is a transcript of the gene ARFGAP3, whose product is annotated as ARF GTPase activating protein 3. Gene Ontology annotation, biological process: COPI coating of Golgi vesicle. NCBI's taxonomy places the organism in Eukaryota, Metazoa, Chordata, Lepidosauria, Squamata, Colubridae. Gene Ontology annotation, molecular function: GTPase activator activity. The record is from RefSeq and is a predicted model, not a curated record.